GAAAAUGAAUUGAAACACUUGUAUGAGCAUUAUAAUUCAACUCAUUCAUCAUAUGUGUCUAUACAAAGUGCGAGUGAGAUAUCAAGGAUGGAAGGCGUUGGUGUUGAUGUUGAUGAUGAUGAUGAUGAUGAUCCAGAUAGAUUUAUUGCCUCUCAAUACAAGGCUUUUAGGCAAGGAAAACAACCUGUUGGGUGUGUAGAUGAGGUUGCAAAAUACUUGAUGGAGAAUAUUGAAGGGGAAAAUGACAAAACCUUUAAUAUACUGGCUUGGUGGAAGUAUAAUACUAAUAAGUAUAGUAUACUAUCUCGACUGGCACGAGAUGUGUUGGCUGUACCUGUUUCUACUGUGGCUUCUGAGUCGGCAUUUAGUACAGGAGGACGUAUACUAGACCCAUUCCGUAGUUCACUUGCCCUUGAGAUGGUACAAUCUCUCAUAUGUACUCAAAAUUGGCUUCAAUCUUCAGUGCAAAUUUCGCUUCGACAAGCCAUGGAUGAUGUUGAGCUAUUUGAAGAUUAUGGAAAAUGUAAUGUUCUUAAAAUCUUUUUUGGAAGCGAAGUUAGCUUCACCUUCAGUAGCAUCACCUUCACCAUCAAGUACUGUUACAAAUCUAGAUUGAUCUGCCUGCAUACAUUGGAUAAUUGUGGGAUUUUAGAGCUUACUGAGAACAUAAAAGAAGUUGCGGAAGCAAAAGCCUAACACCACAACCACCAGCAACCCCAUGUGUAUGAAACCAAGUUUAAUGUUGGAGCUUGAAGAAGUGCUUACAUGCAGGAUUACUGAAAAGAAACUUUUUUUUGACAACUAAGCAUUCUGUCCAACAAUGGAUUGCUGUAAUUUGUUUCACGACUAAGCAUUUUGUUGUAAUGUAAAGCUUUAGAUAUCUUGUCAUAGUUUUUCAUUUCCGGCUCUUU
Messenger RNA from Quercus lobata, 911 nucleotides. RefSeq lists its product as uncharacterized. Lineage: Eukaryota; Viridiplantae; Streptophyta; Magnoliopsida; Fagales; Fagaceae. The transcript is spliced from 4 exons. The record is from RefSeq and is a predicted model, not a curated record. Gene Ontology annotation, molecular function: protein dimerization activity. Bases 88 to 696 code for a protein of 202 amino acids.